CCCGCCUGCAAGUUUGGCCGCUCUGAGCCCGGCGCUCCUGGACAUCGAGGCGCAUUUGUUUCCUCUUGGCUUUCGUGCGCCCCGUUUGGUGGGGACCCUCGGGAGCGAUGCCGAAGGAUGUGAUUUUAGUUGUGUGGUUGUGUGUGUGCACCGCCAGGACAGUGCUGGGCUUUGGCAUGGAUCCUGACCUUCAGAUGGAUAUUAUCACUGAGCUUGACCUUGUGAAUACCACCCUCGGAGUUACUCAGGUGUCUGGACUGCACAAUGCCAGCAAAGCAUUUUUGUUUCAAGAUACAGAAAGAGAGAUCUAUGCAGCCCCUCAUGUGAGUGAGAAAUUAAUUCAGCUGUUCCGGAAUAAGAGUGAAUUCACCUUUUUGGCUACUGUACGGCAGAAGUCAUCGACUUCAGGAGUGAUACUGUCCAUUCGAGAACUGGAACACAGCUAUUUUGAACUGGAGAGCAGUGGUCUGAGGGAUGAAAUCCGAUAUCACUACAUACAUAAUGGAAAGCCCAGGACGGAGGCUCUCCCGUACCGGAUGGCAGACGGGCAGUGGCACAAGGUCGCGCUGUCAGUUAGUGCCUCUCAUCUCCUGCUCCAUGUUGACUGCAACAGGAUUUAUGAACGUGUGAUAGACCCUCCUGAGACCAACCUUCCCCCAGGAAGCAAUUUGUGGCUUGGUCAGCGCAACCAAAAGCACGGCUUAUUCAAAGGAAUCAUCCAAGAUGGGAAAAUUAUCUUUAUGCCAAAUGGAUACAUAACACAGUGUCCGAAUCUGAAUCGCACUUGCCCAACUUGCAGUGAUUUCUUAAGCCUGGUGCAAGGAAUAAUGGAUUUACAAGAACUUUUGGCCAAGAUGACUGCAAAACUAAAUUAUGCCGAGACAAGACUUAGUCAAUUGGAAAACUGUCAUUGUGAGAAGACCUGUCAAAUGAGUGGUCUGCUCUAUAGGGACCAAGACUCCUGGGUAGACGGCGAUCACUGCAGGAACUGCACAUGCAAAAGUGGCACUGUGCAGUGUCGAAGGAUGACUUGUCCUCCCCUCAGUUGCUCCCCAGACUCCCUUCCUGUGCAUAUUGCUGGCCAGUGCUGUAAGGUCUGCCGACCAAAAUGUAUCUAUGGAGGAAAAGUCCUUGCAGAAGGCCAGCGGAUUUUAACCAAGAGCUGUCGGGAAUGCCGAGGUGGAGUUCUAGUAAAAAUCACAGAAGCAUGCCCUCCUUUGAACUGCUCAGAAAAGGAUCACAUUCUCCCAGAGAGCCAGUGCUGCAGUGUUUGCAGAGGUCAUAACUUUUGUGCAGAAGGGCCUAAAUGUGGUGAAAACUCAGAGUGCAAAAACUGGAAUACAAAAGCAACUUGUGAGUGCAAGAAUGGUUACAUCUCUGUCCAGGGAGACUCUGCCUACUGUGAAGAUAUUGAUGAGUGUGCAGCUAAGAUGCAUUACUGUCAUGCCAAUACAGUGUGUGUCAACCUGCCUGGGUUAUAUCGCUGUGACUGUGUCCCGGGAUACAUUCGUGUGGAUGACUUCUCUUGUACAGAGCACGACGAGUGUGGCAGUGGGCAGCACAGCUGUGAUGAGAAUGCCAUCUGCACCAACACUGUCCAGGGACACAGCUGCACGUGCAAACCGGGCUACGUGGGCAACGGGACCGUCUGCAGAGCAUUCUGCCAAGAGGGCUGCAGAUACGGUGGAACGUGCGUGGCUCCUAACAAAUGUGUCUGUCCUCCUGGGUUCACAGGAAGCCACUGCGAGAAAGACAUUGAUGAAUGUGCCUUAAGAACUCAUACCUGUUGGAAUGAUUCUGCCUGCAUCAACCUGGCAGGGGGCUUUGACUGCCUCUGUCCCGCUGGGCCCUCCUGCUCUGGUGACUGCCCCCAUGAAGGAGGACUGAAGCAUAAUGGGCAGGUGUGGACCCUGAAAGAAGACAGGUGUUCGGUCUGUUCCUGCAAGGAUGGGAAGAUACUCUGCCGACGGACAGCUUGCGAUUGCCAGAAUCCAAGUGUUGACCUUUUCUGUUGCCCAGAGUGUGACACCAGGGUUACAAGUCAAUGUUUAGAUCAAAAUGGACAGAAGCUCUAUCGAAGUGGAGACAACUGGACUCACAGCUGCCAGCAGUGCCGGUGUCUGGAAGGAGAGGUAGAUUGCUGGCCACUCGUGUGCCCCAAUUUGCACUGUGAGUUCAAAGCCAUCUUGGAAGGGGAGUGUUGCCCCCGCUGUGUCAGUGACCCCUGCCUGGCCGAUAACAUUGCCCAUGACAUCAGAAAAACCUGCCUGGACACCUAUGGCAUUUCGAGACUUAGUGGCUCAGUGUGGACAAUGGCUGGAUCUCCCUGCACAACCUGCAAAUGCAAGAAUGGAAGUGUCUGCUGUUCUGUGGAUUUGGAGUGUCUUCAUAAUAAUUGAAGUAUUGAAAAUGGAUCCAUCAUCAUGGAGAAAAGUGGACAAAAUGACCAUCCAACAUGAUAAAGAGCAGGCGUUGGUAUAUUUCACCACAGACAGUUCCCAAAGUCUCCGUCUAAGGAAGGUGUUUGGGGGGUGCCUUUUGGACCCACCACUUUGCUCAUUCUUGCUGACCUAGUCUAGGUGACCUACAGUGCAGUGCAUUUAAGUCUAUGAUUGUUAACAGAAGUUUCCCGUGUUGUAAACCACAUGUUUCCCUUAUCAGAUCACCUGCAAAUACAUUUAAAUGAUCUCAUGGUAAAAAUUGAUGUAUUUUUUGGUUUAUUUUGUGUACAAAUAUAAUAGACACUUGGCUCCUUUUAUUUUAUUUUUUCUGAUUUUUGGAUCAAAUUCUACAAAUAAAGUUGCCUGUUGUGA
Molecule: messenger RNA, 2813 nt
Organism: Manis javanica (Malayan pangolin)
Lineage: Eukaryota; Metazoa; Chordata; Mammalia; Pholidota; Manidae
Gene: NELL1
Product: neural EGFL like 1
Biological process (GO): regulation of osteoblast differentiation; positive regulation of ossification
Cellular component (GO): cytoplasm
Molecular function (GO): protein kinase C binding; calcium ion binding; heparin binding
Source: RefSeq, a predicted model, not a curated record